AGCUGUUUCACCAGACGCGGAGGAAGUCUUACAUAUAACGUGCCACGGAAGAGCCCUAGUCUCUUCAGGUCUCAUCGAUCGUCCGUCGUGCAAAGAUAAACGUCAUCAUGGAGGAAGACGAACAAAAAACUGCAGUAAUGCGCAAAGCAUUCCAAAUGUUUGACACAACGAAGAGUGGUUUCAUCGACACCCUCAAAAUAUCAACGAUAUUGAACACCAUGGGUCAACUCUUCGACGAUGGUGAAUUGAACGCCAUUAUUGAAGAAAAUGAUCCCGAAGGUACAGGCAAGGUGAACUUUGAUGGUUUCUGCAAGAUCGCUGGACGAUUUCUUGAAGAGGAAGAUGCUGAGGCGAUGCAGGAAGAACUCAAGGAAGCUUUCAGGUUGUACGACAGGGAAGGAAAUGGUUAUAUCACAACGGCAACCCUGAAAGAAAUUUUAGCUGCGUUAGAUGACAAAUUAACUAGUUCCGAUCUUGAUGGAAUUAUUGCUGAAAUUGAUACUGACGGUUCUGGAACUGUGGACUUUGAUGAGUUCAUGGAAAUGAUGACUGGCGAGUAAAGAGAAGAAGAGAGUUGAUUUCAUAAAUGACAAUUAACUCAUGUCCUAAAAACAUCAGAAAGGACCAAUGCUUAUGAUAUCUAUUGAA
Molecule: messenger RNA, 648 nt
Organism: Polistes dominula (European paper wasp)
Lineage: Eukaryota; Metazoa; Arthropoda; Insecta; Hymenoptera; Vespidae
Gene: TpnC25D
Product: Troponin C at 25D
Cellular component (GO): myosin II complex
Molecular function (GO): calcium ion binding
Source: RefSeq, a predicted model, not a curated record